UCACCUCCUCUGGCCUCCGGACUCCGGCCUGGGCGGCGCACAGCCCCCUCCCGGCCCUGCAACCCCCGGGCGGGCGGUGCCCCUCGGACGGCCAGGCAGGGCCGGGCCCAGGGGAAAGCCGGCGGCCUGCGCGGAGGAGGCGGCCAGCACGGCUGGCGGAGCAUGAGCGCCUCAGGUUCCGGCCAUCACUGCUCUAGACCCAGAGGAAGACUGGCUCAGGGAAGGACGGGCGCCAGCCCAGAGGAGUGGAAGUUGGACCUCCGUAACGGGACAGCGGCUGCUGUCUACUGAGCACCGACCACAUGCCAGGAGGAGGGCCAGAGAUGGAUGACUACAUGGAGACCCUGAAGGAUGAGGAGGACGCCCUGUGGGAGAAUGUGGAGUGCAACCGGCACAUGUUGAGUCGCUACAUCAACCCAGCCAAGCUCACCCCCUACCUGCGCCAGUGUAAGGUCAUCGAUGAGCAAGAUGAAGACGAAGUGCUCAGUGCGCCCAUGCUGCCAUCCAAGAUCAACAGGGCAGGCCGACUAUUGGACAUUCUACAUACGAAGGGCCAAAGGGGCUAUGUGGUCUUCUUGGAGAGCCUGGAAUUCUACUACCCAGAACUGUACAAACUGGUGACCGGAAAGGAGCCCACCCGGAGAUUCUCUACCAUUGUGGUGGAGGAAGGCCACGAGGGCCUCACGCACUUCCUGAUGAAUGAGGUCAUCAAGCUGCAGCAGCAGAUGAAGGCCAAGGACCUGCAGCGGUGCGAGCUGCUGGCCAAGUCACGCCAGCUGGAGGAUGAGAAGAAGCAGCUGACGCUGACGCGGGUGGAGCUGCUGACCUUCCAGGAGCGGUACUACAAGAUGAAGGAGGAGCGCGACAGCUACAACGACGAGCUGGUCAAGGUGAAGGACGACAACUACAACUUGGCCAUGCGCUACGCCCAGCUCAGCGAAGAGAAGAACAUGGCGGUCAUGAGGAGCCGAGACCUGCAACUCGAGAUCGACCAGCUCAAGCAUAGGUUGAAUAAGAUGGAGGAAGAGUGUAAGCUGGAGAGGAACCAGUCUCUGAAACUAAAGAACGACAUCGAGAAUCGGCCCAAGAGAGAGCAGGUCCUGGAGCUGGAGCGGGAGAACGAGAUGCUGAAGACCAAGAUCCAGGAGCUGCAGUCCAUCAUCCAGGCCGGGAAGCGCAGCCUGCCCGACUCCGACAAGGCCAUCUUGGACAUCCUGGAACACGACCGCAAGGAGGCUCUGGAGGACCGGCAGGAGCUCGUCAACAAGAUCUACAACCUGCAGGAGGAGGUCCGCCAGGCGGAGGAGCUUCGGGACAAGUACCUGGAGGAGAAGGAGGACCUGGAGCUGAAGUGCUCGACCCUGGGCAAGGACUGUGAGAUGUACAAGCACCGCAUGAACACAGUCAUGCUGCAGCUGGAAGAGGUGGAGCGCGAGCGGGACCAGGCCUUCCAUUCCCGGGACGAAGCGCAGACCCAGUACUCACAGUGCUUAAUCGAGAAGGACAAGUACAGGAAGCAGAUCAGGGAGCUGGAGGAGAGGAAUGACGAGAUGAGAAUCGAGAUGGUCCGGCGAGAGGCCUGCAUCGUCACCCUGGAGAGCAAGCUCCGGCGCCUGUCCAAGGACAGCGGCAGCCUCGACCAGAGUCUGCCCAGGAACCUGCCAGUGGCCAUCAUCUCUCAGAACUUCGGGGACGCCAGCCCCAGGACCAACGGUCAGGAAGCGGAUGACUCGUCGACCUCGGAGGAGUCACCAGAAGACAGCAGAUACUUCCUGCCCUACCACCCACCCAAGCGCAGGAUGAAUUUGAAGGGCAUCCAGCUGCAGAGAGCCAAAUCCCCCAUCAGCCUGAAGCGAGCCUCGGAUUUCCAAGGGCGAGGCCAUGAAGAAGAAGGCACGGACGCCAGCCCCAGCUCCUCCAGAUCCCUGCCCAUCACCAACUCGUUCUCCAAAAUGCAGCCGCACCGGAGCCGCUCCAGCAUCAUGUCCAUCACCGCCGAGCCCCCCGGCAACGACUCCAUUGUCAGGCGCUAUAAGGAAGACGCGCCUCACCGGAGCGCUGUCGAAGAAGACAACGACAGUGGCGGGUUCGAUGCCUUAGACUUUGAUGACGACAGUCACGAGCACUGCUCCUAUGGCCCCUCAUCCAUCCACUCCUCCUCCUCCUCCCACCAGUCUGAGGGCCUGGACGCCUACGACCUGGAGCAGGUCAACCUCAUGUUUAGGAAGUUCUCUCUAGAAAGACCCUUCCGGCCGUCCGUCACGUCUGUGGGGCACGUGCGGGGCCCCGGGCCCUCAGUGCAGCAAGCCACGCUCAACGGCGACAGCCUCACCUCCCAGCUCACCUUGCUCGGGGGCAACGCUCGAGGCAGUUUCGUGCACUCGGUCAAGCCUGGCUCCGAAGCCGAGAGAGUUGGCCUCCGCGAGGGCCACCAGCUGCUGGUGCUGGAAGGCUGCAUCAGAGGCGAGAAGCAGAGUGUCCCCCUCGAUGCGUGCACGAAGGAGGAGGUGCACUGGACCAUCCAGAGGUGCAGCGGCUCCAUCAAACUACAGUACAAGGCCAACCAGGAAGGGUACCGGAAGCUUCUGAAGGACAUGGAGGAGGGCCUGAUCACAUCUGGGGACUCGUUCUACAUCCGGCUGAACCUGAACAUCUCCAGCCAGCUGGAUGCCUGCUCCAUGUCCCUCAAGUGCGAUGACGUGGUGCACGUCCGCGACACCAUGUACCAGGACAGGCACGAGUGGCUGUGCGCGCGGGUCGACCCUUUCACCGACUAUGACCUGGACGUGGGCACCAUACCCAGCUACAGCCGAGCCCAGCAGCUCCUCCUCGUCAAGCUGCAGCGCCUGAUGCACCGGGGCAGCCGGGAGGAGGCAGACGGCACCCACCACACCCUGAGGGCCCUCCGGAACACCUUGCAGCCUGAGGAGCCAGUUUCCACCAGUGACCCCCGGGUCAGUCCCCGCCUCUCUCGGGCAAGUUUCCUCUUCGGCCAACUCCUCCAGUUCGUCAGCAGGUCUGAGAACAAGUACAAGAGAAUGAAUAGCAAUGAGCGAGUCCGUAUUGUCUCCGGAAGUCCCCUGGGGAGCCUGGCCCGCUCCUCGCUGGACGCCGCCAAGCUUUUAACCGACAAGCAGGAAGAGUUGGACCCGGAAAGUGAGCUCAGCAAGAGCCUCAGCCUGAUCCCCUACAGCCUGGUGCGCGCCUUCUACUGUGAGCGCCGCCGGCCCGUCCUCUUCACCCCCACCAUGCUGGCCAAGCCGCUGGUCCAGAAGCUGCUCAACUCGGGAGGUGCCAUGGAGUUCACCAUGUGCAAGCCGGAUGUGGUCACCAGGGACGAGUUCCUCAGGAAGCAGAAGACGGACACCAUCAUCUACUCCCGAGAGAAGAACCCCAACACUUUCGAAUGCAUCGUUCCCGCCAACAUUGAAGCUGUGGCCGCCAAGGACAAGCACUGUCUGCUGGAGGCUGGGAUCGGCUGCACCAGAGACUUGAUCAAGUCCAGGAUCUACCCCAUUGUGCUCUUCAUUCGGGUGUCAGAGAAGAACAUCAAAAGGUUCAGGAAGAUGCUGCCUCGGCCUGAGACAGAGGAGGAGUUCCUGCGGCUGUGCCGGCUCAAGGAGAAGGAGCUGGAGGCCUUGCCCUGCCUGUACGCCACAGUGGAGGCGGACAUGUGGGGCAGCGUGGAGGAGCUGCUGCGCGUCCUCAAGGACAAGAUCAGCGAGGAGCAACGCAAGACCAUCUGGGUGGACGAGGACCAGCUGUGAGGCGGGGUCCUCAAGUCUGAGCGGCAGCGCUGCGGGUGCAAGUGGGGCACGGAGCCCUUGGGGGAGCCCCGGCGCAGGCUCGGCUGCGGGGACGGGCCCCCCACAGCUGGGGAUGGGCCGACCUGGCACCGCGUCAUCGGGCCAUCAGCACAGAGGCCGAGAUGCCAGGCGCGAGGCCAGCGAUCCCUCAGAAGCCGGAACAGCGGAUGAAUGUAACGCCUGGGACAGGUGUGCAGGCCACGUGUGGCACCCUGACCUCGGGGCCCCCGCCAGCCCUGGGGACACACGACAUGCCCAUUCCCUGGCCGGACAGACAGUUGGGGCAGAUGGGGAAGCAUGUGCCGUGCUGUCAUUUCUCUGCAUUAAAACCUCUCCAUUUCCUCAUUUUCAACCUUUCUCAAAGCUCUUGCUGUUGAGUCGUUUGCGGAGGGGCUCAGCUCCCGGCACCUCCGUGGCCUGCACACCGCUUCCGGGAAAGCUUAGGUCAGGCCCCAGGUCCCUCGCAGUGGGGAGGGGGGGCACCCUGCGUCGCGGUCCCCCCAGAAUGGACCUGAUUUGCGUCUGGGCUUUGGGUGUGAUUAUUCUUACCCCCUUUGACGACGAUGCGUCCCAAUUUGGGUGAUAAAUUGUAGAGUGACUCCAAGAAGGACCCUUCCUAGAAGGUCACCCUGCCCUCCAGACCCCACCCCAAAGUCACCCUGCCCCCCGGACCUCCCAUCCCGAGGCCAGGGCCCCUCACUCACUCUCUGAUCCUCUGUCUGCAGCCUCACAUCACCCUGCAUGGGGGGUAAGGGGCUCUAUCGGGUUUGCUCCCACCGCCAGGAGCUGGGCUGGGUGUGCGUGCAGGAAAGCCGUGGCUCCCUCCACGGCAGAGAGCAAAGGCCCUGUGGGUUCUAGAACCAGUCUUCUCCCUGACCCGCUUCAUGCAGACUUUCCCAGUGUGGACACGCCCGGGUGUGGCCAAGCCAGGCACCGGGCCACGUCCAGCCUGGCACCAUGCUAUGUAUUCAGCAACUGGGUACUGGCAGGCCAGGGUCACUGCCUGCUCGGGGUGUUCAAGGGAAAUGCGGGAGCAGCUGCUGGGUGAAGAGCCAAUACCCGCAUUCCCUUCCUUACUCACAGAAUCCCGUUUUGAUUCUGGGAAACUAUGUACGGCUAACAGACCUUAUCCUCUAGCCUCCCUUGCAGCUGAGGUCAUCAAGGAAAUGUGAGGCGACAAGGUUUGGGGGAAAGACGAUGCGGAUCAACAGUCCUUUCUCCUGUUUCCUGCCUGGAAUACGGCUGUGAUGGCUGGAGCUCCAGCAGUCACCUCAAGGCAACCUUGAGAAUGGAAACCCUACACAGAGGACGGUGGAACAGAGAGAGAAAAGGAGUCAGCAUCGCUGAUGGCACUUGAGCCCGGGACUGCUGCUUGGGUUUUGUUUACAAGCGACAGAAAUAAAUCUAUCUUAUGUUA
Messenger RNA from Hyaena hyaena (striped hyena), 5223 nucleotides. It is a transcript of the gene CARD11, whose product is annotated as caspase recruitment domain family member 11. Gene Ontology annotation, biological process: positive regulation of canonical NF-kappaB signal transduction; regulation of apoptotic process. The record is from RefSeq and is a predicted model, not a curated record. Lineage: Eukaryota; Metazoa; Chordata; Mammalia; Carnivora; Hyaenidae. The transcript has 25 exons. Gene Ontology annotation, molecular function: protein binding. The coding region runs from base 303 to 3767 and encodes 1154 amino acids.